Molecule: messenger RNA, 753 nt
Organism: Eublepharis macularius
Lineage: Eukaryota; Metazoa; Chordata; Lepidosauria; Squamata; Eublepharidae
Gene: OLR1
Product: oxidized low density lipoprotein receptor 1
Exons: 6
Coding region: 1-753 (250 amino acids)
Biological process (GO): cellular response to molecule of fungal origin
Molecular function (GO): (1->3)-beta-D-glucan binding
Source: RefSeq, a predicted model, not a curated record
AUGGCUGAAGAAGUAACUUACGCUGACCUGAAGUUCAUGACUUUGGAGCAGACCAAGAAGCAAGAGGUGAAACAGAAAGCCAACAGCAAAGCCUCUCCACUAGUUUCCCACCAGUGGCGACUGGCAGCAGUGACCAUUGGGAUCUUCUGCUUGGUCCUGCUCGGGACAUCCGGUGCCCUAAGUUUCAAGGUUCUGCAGGUGUGCCAAAUAGCGAACAGACAAAAUGAAAAUCUGACCCAGCAAAGGCAGAUGGUGGAAAACCUACUCACAACACUGAAUGUCCUCCAAGACCAGAAUCAAAACCUUUCAGAGACUGUGCAUCAAUUGUCAAACAACAAAGGCCAUCACUGCAUCCCUUGCCCUGAGAGAUGGCUACAGAGAGGAGCAAACUGCUACUUCUUUUCGACCAAGUGGAGCUCCUGGGAAGAAAGCAAAGCUCAGUGCUUGACUCUGAACUCCAGGCUCCUUAAAAUAGAGAGUAAGGAAGAGCUGGCUUUCAUUCUGGAAUCAGCACAGGCCUAUAAUUCUUUCUGGAUUGGCUUGUUUCGCAGCAAAGCUGGUGGACUUUGGCUGUGGGAGGACAACAGCACCUUCUCCAGUGACCUGUUUAACAUCCCUGAAGCUGGCUCCAGUAAUUAUCCAACCUGUGUGUCUAUCCUGGGUGGGAAUCUAAUUGCUUCUGAUUGUUCGGGGUACCGGUUCUGUAUCUGUGAGAAAACAGCAGCUCCAGAAAAUCUUGACCAUAGGAUGUAG